Messenger RNA from Fulvia fulva, 4788 nucleotides. Its product is annotated as ATP-binding cassette sub-family A member 17. Gene Ontology annotation, cellular component: membrane; intracellular membrane-bounded organelle. Lineage: Eukaryota; Fungi; Ascomycota; Dothideomycetes; Mycosphaerellales; Mycosphaerellaceae. Gene Ontology annotation, biological process: lipid transport; transmembrane transport. The transcript has a single exon. Bases 1 to 4788 code for a protein of 1595 amino acids. The record is from RefSeq and is a predicted model, not a curated record. Gene Ontology annotation, molecular function: lipid carrier activity; ABC-type transporter activity; ATP hydrolysis activity.
AUGGUGUUCGUCCGGCAAACAUGGACUCUGUGCGCGAAGACGCUCAGGAUCGUCUUCUUGAGACAUUGGCUGGGUACCUUGACACGAGCAUUCCUGGCACCCAUCAUCUUCAGCUUCAUCAUAUCGUACUCGAAGAACUUCUUCGUGCCUCCUAGCGACUUCGGAAUUGGCACAGCGAGGACUCUACGAUCUCUGAGUGAUGCCGUCGGAGCAUCUGCUGGAGGUCGCAAUACUGUCGUGUUUGUCGAUAAUGGAUUCACUGGAGGCGACAUUUCGAGAGUCAUCGAGCAGAUCUCGGCAUCUAUUACGGCGCAAGGAAAGACAAUACAGAAUUUGCAGAGCCGGAAAGACAUGUUGACAACAUGCCCAAGCACAAUCCGUGGAGUCUCUCCCUGCUUUGCGGCUGUUGUCUUCGAAUCAUCGCCCACCGAAGGCCCAGACGGGAUCUGGAACUACACAAUCCAAGCUGAUGGCUCGUUUGGUGAGAGGAUAUAUGUGGACUCUGACAGCAACGAUGCAGAGAUCUAUGCUCUUCCAUUACAACACGCCAUCGACAACGCCAUCGCGUCUUUGAACGGCACGACGCUUCCUGACAAUGUUCAGCAGUACCCGUUCACGUCUCAGAACUCGGCAGAGCGAGACCGAAGCAUCAACCGCGCAUAUAUGGGGGCUCUGAUCGAUAUCCUUGGUGUUGCCUACUUCAUCGGGAUUGUGGGAAUAUGUUAUCAGCUUACGGGGCAGAUGGCGCAGGAGCGCGAGCUGGGCAUGUCACAGCUCAUCGAGGCCAUGAUGCCGAACAAACAACGUUGGCUGCCACAGGCGGCUCGGCUCCUCGCCAUGCACGUAUCUUUCGACAUCCUUUACUUCCCAAGUUGGGUCAUCAUGGGCAUUAUCGUUGGAGUCUUGAACUAUCCCAAGUCGAACCUGGGCAUUCCGCUGGCAUACUUCAUCAUAUCUGGGCUCGCGCUAUCUUCCUGGUCCAUCGCCUUCGCGUCGCUUUUCAGAAAGUCUCAGCUCUCCGGCAUUACUGUCACGAUUGUUUCGAUUGUCCUGGCAAUCAUCAUUCAGGUGGUCGGGCCAGUGUCUACUGGUGCAGCAGCUAUUCUCAGCCUGCUGUUUCCAUCGAUCAACUUCACGCUGUUUAUAAUCUACAUGGCUCACUGGCAACAGCAGUCACUGCCUACCAAUCUUGCAGAGGCUGCUCCAAACGCACCUUGGAGAAUACCCGGCUAUGUGUUUUUCGUCUUCUGCGCGAUACAAUUCUUGGUCUACCCGUUCAUUGGCGCCAUCAUCGAGCGCACACUUUUCGGUACUGCUUCCAAGUCGCGACAGUUGCGCUAUGCUACGGACGACACAGCGGAGACUGUCAAAGUCACAUCACUUAGCAAGCACUACCCACCUGGUUGGUUCGCACGAAAGAUUAUGUCGCGGCUCACAAAGCACCCACAACAGACCGUUUUCGCUGUGAACAACGUCGACUUUUCAGUGCUUCGAGGACAGAUCAUGGUGCUCCUAGGUGCUAACGGUAGCGGCAAGAGUACGACUCUUGACACUCUAGCUGGGUUACAGAAGCCUACUAGCGGAACUAUCGAGAUGGACGCCACCGGUGGCGUUGGCUUGUGCCCACAGAAGAACGUGCUUUGGAAUGAGCUCACAGUCUACGAGCACGUCAAGAUAUUCAACAGGCUUAAGGCAGACACGGUUGACAGCAAACUGCAGAUGCAGGAGCUUGUUUCAGCUUGUGACCUCGAUCUCAAGAUCAACGCUCGUACAGAGACAUUGUCUGGAGGCCAGAAGAGAAAAUGUCAGCUUGCUAUGAUGUUGACAGGAGGAUCUCGCAUCUGCAUGUUGGAUGAAGUCAGCUCUGGACUAGACCCUCUGAGCCGACGAAAGAUCUGGGAUAUCAUCUUGGCUGAGCGUGGCAAGCGCUCUAUGCUACUCACCACGCACUUCCUUGAUGAGGCAGACCUGCUCUCUGACGAUAUCAUGAUCUUGUCCAAGGGCAAUCUCGUAGCGCACGGGUCCGCUGUGGAAUUGAAGCACCAUCUAGGAGGUGGAUAUCGCGUCCGGAUCUACAAAGAAGACGAGAAGGCUUUGCCCGAGAAGCUCGCAGCUACGCCCAACCAAGUGUACCACGAUCAGACAGUCUACAACCUGACCGACUCUGCUGCUGUGGCGCACUUUAUUGCUGAGCUGGAACGCAGCGGUGUUCGCGACUAUCAAGUCAACGGCCCUACCAUUGAGGACGUAUUCCUUAAGCUGGCAGAGGAGGUCAAAGAGGAGCUCGAAAAGGACCGGGAACCUAGCCCUACGCCAUCUACUGUCGAUGCCGUGGACGCACCAGUCCAUGAGAAGGGCCUGAAGCUGAUCCCAGGAAAGAAUCUAUCUUUCCUUGGACAGACUUGGGUACUCUUCCGCAAGAGAGCUACGAUAUUGAGGAGGAACAAGUGGCCAUAUUUGGCCGCUUUGCUCAUCCCUAUUAUUGCAGCUGGUCUCGUGACCCUUUUUGUACAAGACCUCCAGCCGCUGUCCUGCGACCCAAGCGCUCAAGUGUCAGAAGCUGACAUUGCAAACCUUGCAUCUGAGCUUGCAGAUGCUGCCCUAAUUCCAGCUGGUCCCAGUGGGCAAGUGCCGGCUGAGCUGCUGAAUCAACCUUCCUUCCGACCCGUGGACUCGUUGACCGCAUUCAACGACUUCGUGGUCGACAGAUACCACAACGUCACCCCGGGAGGGUUCUUCAUCGGUGACACGCCGACCUUCGCCUAUAGAGGAAACUAUGGGUUGAACUUCGCUGUUGUAACCCAGAAUCUCCUGGACGUUAGCCUCAGCGGAGUGGAUAUCGCUACCUCCUACCGGGCGUUUGCUACGCCAUUCGCCCCCGAUGCCGGGCAGACGCUGCAGUUCAUCCUCUACUUCGGUUUGGCAAUGUGCGCCUUCCCUGGUUUCUUUGCUCUCUACACCAACAUAGAGCGUCUUCGCAACGUGCGAGCUCUCCAUUACAGCAACGGUGUCCGAGCCGGUCCACUGUGGAUCGCAUACACAGCCUUCGACUUCGUCAUCGUACUACUGGUCAGUGCCAUUUCGGUCAUCAUCUUUGUCGGCGCCUCAGAUGUCUACUACGCUCCAGGAUAUCUCUUCGUGGUCUUUGCUCUCUACGGACUCUCCGCAACUCUGAUGUCUUACGUGGUUUCUCUCUUCACCACAAGUCAGCUAGCAACCUUUGCCUUCGCGGCAGGCGGGCAAUGCUGCUUCUUUCUGCUCUACUUUGUGGCCUACAUGUGUAUCAUCACAUAUUCUCAAGCUGCCGACAUCGAUCACAAUGUGACGAUUAUGCACUUCACACUGGCAUUGAUCUUCCCGUCCGGAAACCUACUGAGAGCGCUGCUCUUGACCUUCAACGAGUUCUCAUUGCUUUGCAGAGGCAGACAAACUGCAUCGUACCCAGGAGACAUCACAGUCUAUGGAGGAACUGUUCUAUACCUGAUCCUCCAGUCUGCGAUACUGAUUGGCGUCUUGGUCUGGUAUGACAGUGGCUGGAGGCCAGGCUUCCUUGCGCGCUCAAGCUACCGGGCGCCAGACGCUGAAGAAAUCGAGGACGUUGACCCUGAAGUUUACGGAGAAGCAGCGCGCAUCGAGGAUUCGCAAGACCAGUUGAAGGUUCAGCAUGUCACCAAGGCCUUCGGAAGCAAUGUAGCGGUCGACAACGUGAGCUUCGGCGUAACGCACGGCGAGACAUUCGCGCUGCUUGGUCCGAACGGUGCAGGUAAAAGUACUACGAUUGGUCUCAUCAGAGGAGACACUCGUCCCAGCGGCAAAGCUGGCGACAUCUUGAUCGAGGAGACUUCAAUCAUUCGCCAUCGGGCAGUAGCACGGGCAAACCUAGGUGUCUGCCCACAGUUCGACGCCAUGGAUCAGAUGACUGCAAUUGAGCAUCUCAAGUUCUAUGCCCGAGCUCGCGGUGUGCGCGAUGUCGAGCACAACGUUGAUCAGGUCGUCCAUGCUGUCGGUCUUGCACCUUUCAAGAACAGGAUGGCCGCCAAGCUGUCCGGUGGUAACAAGCGAAAAUUGAGCUUGGGUAUUGCACUCAUGGGCAACCCAUCAGUAUUACUACUCGACGAGCCUAGCUCUGGACUGGACGCUGCAAGCAAGCGAGUUAUGUGGCGGACUCUGAGAAGCGUGUCAGAAGGACGAUCGCUUGUCUUGACGACCCAUUCUAUGGAAGAAGCAGAUGCAUUGGCCGACCGAGCCGGUAUCAUGGCAAAGCGUAUGCUUGCCCUCGGUACCAGCGACGAACUCCGCAAGAAGCACGGAGACGCCCAUCAUGUGCACGUUGUCCACAAAGAUGCUCCAUACAGCACAGACGAUGCCAUGAACGGAAUCAAGACCUUCAUCCGCAACACCUUUCCAGGAGCCACAACAGAAGAGCGCGUCUUCCACGGCCAGCUUCGUUUCAGCGUUCCGAACGACCGCACAGCACAUCAAAAUGACGAGUAUUCUCUCGACAGCAUCGAUUUACACGACAAGAAGGGAGCUCUCAUGACCGUCUCCCCAGCAAGCGGUCUUUCUGCAAACAGUAUCAGCGCACUCUUCCAGCAGCUUGAGCAGAAUAAGGAAACGCUGGGCUUCGGCUACUAUGGUGUCUCGCAAGCGACACUCGACCAGGUUUUCUUAAGCAUUGUCAGCAAACAUAAUGUACAGGAAGAGAAUUAUCAGAAAACACACAAACAGCACCUUGAUACGUGGGGAAAGGUGAAGAAAGGUGUAGCGACAGUAUACCAUAACGCUUGA